UCCUCCUCCUCCUCCAAGCUGCAUCCUUGCAUUUGUAGACUAAACUGUUUCCUCACUUUGUUGCCUCUGUGUCUGAAGAGGUGCGAAUCCCGAAGGAACUGACACCACCCUCCCUCUCCUCCUCUUCCUCCUCCUCCUCCUCCUCGUCGUGGUGCCGCAGCAGCAGCAGCAGCGGUGAGUUUGCGUCCUGCAGCAGCAGCAGUAUCGGCACCUGUCAUUUUCCAGGGAAGAGCUGAUUGCCGCGUCGUGUGCGUAAAACGAGAUAUUCUCCAAGACAAACCCAAACCACGGACAAACACCGCGGCGGAAUACCGAUGGCCUCAUGUCUAGAUAUUUGCGCCUGUGAAAAUUACGCAUCGAGCCCUUGAUGCUGAAGUGCGGUGACGCUGAGGGGAGCAAUUUCAGUGCAUCCCUGUGAACUCCCACACACACACACACACACACACACACACACACAUCGUAGAGGCUUUUGGAUACGAGUCUUUCACGGGAGACAAAUGAGAGGCUACCUGCUGACUGCAAUCUUUCUGCUGCCCUGGUGGCCUCAGAGUCCGAGCACUGUUUAAUAAAGCGUGAACAUGAGAAAUGCAUGGAGAGGAUCGAGGUCCACAACCCCAACGACGACCUUGAGUUGGAGUGUCCGUGGUUGUGGGACAACCUGACCUGCUGGCAGGGGGCCAAUGUCGGUGAAGUCGUGGUGGUCAACUGUCCCGAGCUCUUCCAUGCCUUCAUGGGCCCCGAGGACGAAAUGGGGACGGUCAGUCGGAACUGCACCGUGUACGGCUGGUCCGAGCCGUUCCCUCACUACGUGGACGUCUGCUUCUUCUACGACAACACCACCAAACCUGACAUGUACUAUGCGUCAGUCAAGGCCCUGUACACAGUCGGCUACAGCACAUCGUUGGUGUCUCUGACGACAGCCAUGGUUAUCCUCUGCAGAUUCAGGAAGCUCCACUGCACCAGAAACUUCAUCCACAUGAAUCUGUUUGUGUCCUUCAUCCUGAGAGCCAUCUCCGUCUUCAUCAAGGACGGAGUGCUGUACGCUCAGGAAGACAGCGACCACUGCUUCGUCCACACGGUGGCGUGUAAGGCAGUGAUGGUUUUCUUCCAUUACUGUGUCAUGUCCAACUACUUCUGGCUGUUCAUUGAAGGUCUGUAUCUCUUCACUCUGCUGGUGGAGACCUUCUUUCCCGAGAGACGAUACUUCUACUGGUACACCAUCGUAGGAUGGGGGACUCCCACUAUUUGUGUGACUGUCUGGGCAGUUCUGAGGCUCCACUUUCAUGACACUGGAUGCUGGGAUACUAAUGAGAACACUGCCCUCUGGUGGGUGAUCAAGGGACCUGUGGUGGCCUCCAUAAUGAUCAAUUUUGUCCUCUUCGUCGGAAUCAUCAUCAUCCUGGUGCAGAAGCUGCAGUCGCCUGAUAUCGGAGGAAAUGAAUCAAGCAUUUACCUCAGCUGUGCUCAGAAAUGCUUCAGUGAGCCCACACAGGCUGUUCAGCAUUCGUGCAGGAUGUCAGAGUUAUCCACCAUCACGCUGCGUCUGGCUCGCUCCACCCUCCUGCUCAUCCCUCUGUUUGGUAUUCACUACACCGUCUUCGCCUUCUCACCUGAGGACGUCAGUAAGAGGGAGCGGCUGGUGUUCGAACUGGGACUCGGAUCCUUCCAGGGCUUUGUGGUCGCUGUUCUCUACUGUUUCCUCAACGGAGAAGUGCAGUCGGAGAUCAAGAGGAAAUGGCGCAGCUGGACGGUGAACCGGUACUUUGCUGUGGACCUGAAGCAGCAGCGGCACCCCUCGCUGGCCAGCAGUGGGGUGAACGGCGGGACUCAGCUGUCCAUCCUCAGCAAGAGCAGCUCCCAGAUCCGCAUGUCCAGCCCGCUGGCGGAGAACGCCAACAUCAGCCUCCCGACCUGAGCGUCUGAUUGGCCCGGAGUCGACUUCAAGGUGCCGUCCCACUAACGUACGUCCAGAGCAACCAGAUCCAGACCAAAGUGGCCCCACCCACCUCUUAUAGUAUUUAUAGUAUAUAGUAUCCACACUUCAAAUUGUAUUUAUUUAAAUAUUUAUAAUCCUGCAGUCGUCUCUGUAGGUUGCAAACUUUUAUGAUUAAUGAUGCACUUAAUAUUUUUUACAAACAAAUUCUUCUCUAUGAAUUAAAACAUUAAGGAGAUAUUAAGAGUUCCCUUUCUGCCAAUGUGAAAAUGUUCAAUUCUGCCAAAUUCACUGUUUUAUUUACAAACAAUACAAACGCAGAGUUUGUGCGAAUAGAAACAAACAAUUUGUGAAACAGAUCAACAAUUCAACAUGAAAUUUUGGGGUCAUAUUUGGCUGUUGGUGUAAAAUACAUGUGACUCAAAGUGGUCACCAGACUGGAUCUGAUCUCACAACAGUCCAAAGGGAAAUAUCAACCAAAUGUUCGCCUUGCUUGUACAAAUGCUCAUAGUUUCAAUGUUUCAUCCUGAAUCGGAACAUUUUUCUACAAUCAGCCAUAAGUACAGAGUAUGUCAAAAGAUAUAUUUAAAAACAAAACAACAACUCAUGGACUUUGUAAAUAGUUACGUUCGGUGUCUCAUUUCUUUCUAUUUGCGUAACACAGUAUUGUAACGACCUUUUAAAAACAAACAAAAGGAGCUGGAGCCCAGAUCUGUAGACUUCAUCACAUAUCCUAAAUCCUAUUGGACAGUCUAUGUAGGAAUAUAGUGCCAAAAUAAAUGAUGUUUACCAACCUCGGAGUUGAAUUAAAUUAAGGAAGAACAUAUUUUCUGCUCCAUAAAACUAUUAUGUUUGAUUCUUUUCUUAUAGAAUAUAAACAAGCUGUGAAGCUAAAUUCCUUAUUUGCUUGAUGAGGGACAGUGAGUGGACUUGUCACAGCCACAAAAAAAGGUUGGAACCACCGCUGUAGAGGAUAUAAAAGUACAUGAAGGGAUUUUAAAAAAUGUAUUUAAAAAGGAAAAAUACACUGAAAAUCUACACUCGUCGCUGUCGAGGUCUCGACCUGCACAGGAGUAGUUUCCUCCAGUUAGUUUUUCUCUUUCGCACACUUGUCGGACGUGUUUUAAUGCAGACUGUGAAACAUAAAUAGUACAUGUGCCAUUUCGUGGAUGCUUUUCUCCGAAGCUUCUCAUAGUGCCAUGAGUUUUUUCUGUGCAGUAUUUAAUUGUAGCCAGUGAUAAUCAAACCCUCAACAUGCUCUUUGCGACGACAGGAUUCCUUCAACCCAUCGUGCCAUAUUAAAACAGCUCUUCAUUUUGACUUCUGAGAUGAACCCAUCUCCCACACUCAUGUUCCAAAGUGCCUAGUUAGUCACAAACAGCCAUCGCUUUUAUUUACAGUGCAACGAUCAUCUACUGGAAAGAAUGUACAGGGGGGGGGGGGAGUUAUUGGUGGAUUGUAUUUUGCUCGUUUGUUAGUAAAAUGAGCGCUAAGGUUUCAACAGCUUCAUCGCGGAGAAAACACACAGUCAUCACAAAAUGCUUUAAUGUGACAGCUCUUGACAAUCGCUGCGUUUUGCUCAUUUUCUCUUUUCAGUCUCGACAAACAAUACCUGUCCAGGUGGGCAAACCAUUUGUUAGGAUUAAGGGAAAAUCAUUUGUACAGAAGGGAAUUUUUCACCAUAUUUAUUCGAGUUAUUUAUUUGGGGGUUUUUUGUACUGUCAUUUGAGUGGAUUAAACGAAUGUAUCGACUUUAAACAAUGAAUCGGUGAUAUUGUAAGGAUGUAUAUUUAUUUCCCAUCAACCAGUGCCAUCUGAUGUACAGAUCUCAAUGUACAGUGCACAUGCUUUUCACUGUGUAAUUAACUUUUAAGACUCCUGCAAUUUCAUUGCACGGAUUCAUGUUGACUCUCCCGGUCAAAGUGCCAUACGUGUACAUGUUGUGCCAUUCUGACUUUAAAGAAAAACAACAACACUUACAGUAAAUUGCCGUCCAAAGCUGCAGAGGAUGUUAGGAGAGAUGUGAUAUUAACACAACCUGUAGAAAGAUAGGAAACAUCCGCAUGACGGGAGAAAUGCGUCAAAAGGCAUCUUCUCCGCAGCUUUUGGACCAAAACACUCUGCUGCUGCUUAUGUGUUGUAUCACCAGCCGUCACUCUGAGUCCGAAUCGGCUCAGAUGGAAACGACCAUGUCUCAAAGCUGUUACUGUCCGAGAAAAAAAAAUCAAGAGGAGAAAACUCCUUACUUGACCAUGUCAGUGCUGUAUAUUUAUUAACCACAAGGUGGCAGCACAGCGUUGGAGUGUUACUUUGUUAGUUUAAUGCGGAGGGGAAAGUUUUGACCAGCACUGAUUUUGCUUUUUGAACCUUGGAUUUUGGAGGGAGCCGGUGUAGAGUGAGGCUUUAACAUGCGUUUAUGACUCAUUGUUAACAUCCGUCACACGACAUAUUUCUUUAUUUUUUUCUGCACUUAUCAGCAAAGAAGCCGUCCAUUUAAAUUGGACUCUGAAUAAGGCCCAGUGUGCGACUUUGGAGGAUAAAGAGUUAGAGUUUCUUGGUUGUAGCUCCCCCGUCUCAGAUCCCCACAUUUCCGUUCAUGUUCUUUGAAAACAAAGCACCUAUAUAUUGUGGGAUGGGAGCGAACUUUGAAGAACUGGCAGAAUUUCUGAGCACAACAGCAAAAUCCACUUUUUUGCUCCAUUGUGGCUAAAGCUGACUCUUUUAUUAUUUAUUAUUAUUUAAACAUUAUGCUUUAUACAUGUCUAAGAAAAAUCCGUUGACACAUUUCCUUGGUUUGACCUUUUGGGGAAUUAUGCUUUUUAAUCUUUUGCUGAGAGUUACAUGAGAAGGUUGACGCUGUGUGUACUGCUAGUUAGCUUAGCUCAGCACAAGGGCUGGAAACUGGGAGUAACUAUUUUCCUAUUUCCGAUUUUGUCAGCACUUCCCAACUGUACAAUAUUAAUUACAACAUUUCCUUUUCAUGGAUCAACAAUAGAGAGUAUGUUGGAUGAAAUGAUGGAUGUCCGAGAUAGAAGCCCGAGGGAUUUUCCACUCAACUAACUGUAAAAAUACCACACAGGAAAACCCAUUUUAAUGUUCCUGCCAAUGUUCAGCCACAAAAAUAUUAAGAAAUAAUAUUUAAGACUUAUGAAAACCAUCUAAAUUGUUCUUGAGUGAACUGAAAUUAGUAAAUUUGUAUUCCCCUUUGUGAUUUUAAUCUUCUCAUGUAAAUCUCAGCAAAAAUACAAAUGAGCCUAUUUCCCAAACAUUUGAUUCAAAUGUAAUAAAUCUCUGUGGGGCAUCAUCUCUGUGUUACUUUGUGCCCAUUGAGCCAGUUUUAUUCAGUGCUGAGUUCGAGUGCAAGUUGUUUUGACUGCAAAUGAAUUUUUGAAUGUACCGUCGUUGCUCUGCUGCUCUUAAAUGUCGCCUGCUAUGAAUUUGCCAUAGUGUACAAAUGAUGUCUUUUCUUGAUCAUAUCUACGAUACACUGUAUAUGUAUAUUUUUGGCACACAGGUGAGCCUCUUGAUGACCUGUAAUGUUUGUGACCGUGUUUUUGUAGAUGUUUAUGUACCAGUUUUCAGAGCCUGUGUGUGUGUGUGUGUGUGUGUGUGUGUGUGUGUGUGUGUGUGUGUGUGUGUGUGUGUGUGUGUGUGUGUGUGUGUGUGUGUGUGUGUGUGUGUGUGUGUGUGUGUGUGUGUGUGUGUGUGUGUGUGUGUGUGUGUGUGUGUGUGCGUGCGGGUGCGGGUGUGUGUCUGAGUAUGUUCAAAAGUUGGAUUGUAUUCUGUAUGCAUGUGUACGUAAUGGCAAGUAUUCACAAGGAUAUAAGUAGGCUAACUUAAAUGUGAAAGAAAAUAUAAAAUUUCAUCCAACCUUUGUUGUGUGUAAACAUGUGUUUAGGUGUCAGACAUUCAUGUCCCAGUUUGUGUAUAUUUGACUGCAAAAUAAAUCUGUCUGUGGUUAGUUGUA
Hippoglossus stenolepis (Pacific halibut) is the source of this 5900-nucleotide messenger RNA. RefSeq names its product pituitary adenylate cyclase-activating polypeptide type I receptor. Bases 590 to 1915 code for a protein of 441 amino acids. The transcript has 15 exons. Gene Ontology annotation, cellular component: plasma membrane; neuron projection. The record is from RefSeq and is a predicted model, not a curated record. Gene Ontology annotation, molecular function: G protein-coupled peptide receptor activity; vasoactive intestinal polypeptide receptor activity; peptide hormone binding. NCBI's taxonomy places the organism in Eukaryota, Metazoa, Chordata, Actinopteri, Pleuronectiformes, Pleuronectidae. Gene Ontology annotation, biological process: cell surface receptor signaling pathway; adenylate cyclase-modulating G protein-coupled receptor signaling pathway.